AUGACACCUUCCACCAACAGCAUCCUCAUUUUGAACAACUUCGUCGACAACAAGGCCGUCGCAUCGUCCGCCGCCGAGCAGACGCACAUCCCAGUGACAAGCCCGCACACUGGAGCAACAAUCGCCCAGGUGCCGCUCUCCACUGUCAAGGACAUUGAUGAUGCCGUGCGCUCGGCCAAGGCGGCAUUCCCAGGAUGGUCUGGAUUAACAUUCAAGGCGCGCGCCGCCUACCUCCUUUCAUUCUACAAUUUGCUCCAGGCUAAUAUCAACGAGCUCUCUGAUCUUGUGGUGGAGGAGCACGGAAAGACCAAGGCUGAGGCCUUGGGCGACGUCAACAAGGGACUAGAGACACUUGAGUAUGCCCUCAGCCUGCCGCAGCUCGCUGCCGGCCGCACAGAAUGGGUGAGCGGUGGGGUGCAGUGCAGGGACGAUAGGGUUGCGCUGGGCGUUGUUGGUGGCAUUGUGCCGUUCAACUUCCCCUUCAUGGUGCCCUUCUGGACCAUCCCCUUGGCCCUGGGCAUGGGCAACACGUAUGUGCUCAAGCCAUCCGAGAAGGUUCCCCUCACCAUGAACCGCGUCGCGCAGCUGGCUGCCACCGUCCUGCCACCCGGCGUACUCAACUUGGUGCACGGCAGCGCGGCGGCCGCCGUUGCGCUCGUGGAACACCCCGAUGUGCAGGCCUUGACAUUUGUAGGCACGUCGGAGAUCGCCGAGAAGGUGCACCAGAGGGGCACGGCGCUAGGCAAGCGUGUGCUGGCACUUGGCGGCGCCAAGAACCACCUGGUAGCGUUGCCCGACUGCAACCCGGAGAUGACAGCCCAGGACGUCGUCAACUCGUUCACCGGCUGUGCCGGCGAGCGCUGCAUGGCUGCUUCCGUCCUCCUUAUUGUCGGAGAGCAGCCCGAACUGCUUUCCCGCAUCAUCGCCAAGGCGCAGGCGCUCACGCCUGGAUCUAAGGCCAACAAUAUGGGACCGGUCAUUGACGAGUCGGCCAUUGUUCGCAUUGAAUCCGCCAUUGCGCACGCGCAGGAAAAGGAUGGCGCACAGGUCCUCCUCGAUGGCCGCAAGUCGGCGUCUUUUGUUGCUCAGCGCGCGGAGGGUGGGUUCUGGGUUGGCCCCACCAUCUUGCAGCAUUCGAAGAGCACCGACCAUGCCAUGCACUACGAGAUAUUUGGCCCCGUCCUCAGCAUCCUUCAUUGCGCCACUCCGUUGGAGGCCCUGGCUGUGGAGAAUGCCAAUUUGCACGGUAACGCUGCUUGCAUUUACACUUCGUCAGGCGCCUCCGCUGAGUUCUUCACUCAGAGGUUUACGGCCGCCAUGGUGGGAGUCAAUGUCGGCGUGCCCGUGCCCAGAGAGCCGUUUUCGUUCGGCGGCAUUGGUCGCAGCCGUUUCGGAUAUGGCGACAUCACGGGCGACGCCGCCAUAGAGUUUUUCUCGUACAGGCGCAAGAUUACGACAAAGUGGUCUGAGCCCAAGGAAAAGUCGUGGAUGAACUGA
Messenger RNA from Kickxella alabastrina, 1497 nucleotides. RefSeq names its product Aldehyde/histidinol dehydrogenase. Lineage: Eukaryota; Fungi; Kickxellomycota; Kickxellomycetes; Kickxellales; Kickxellaceae. Gene Ontology annotation, molecular function: malonate-semialdehyde dehydrogenase (acetylating, [NAD(P)+]) activity; methylmalonate-semialdehyde dehydrogenase (acylating, NAD+) activity. The transcript has a single exon. Gene Ontology annotation, biological process: L-valine catabolic process; thymine catabolic process. The coding region runs from base 1 to 1497 and encodes 498 amino acids. The record is from RefSeq and is a predicted model, not a curated record.